Messenger RNA from Phytophthora sojae, 2091 nucleotides. RefSeq names its product family 3 putative glycosyl hydrolase. Gene Ontology annotation, biological process: glucan catabolic process. The transcript has 5 exons. The record is from RefSeq and is a predicted model, not a curated record. Gene Ontology annotation, molecular function: beta-glucosidase activity. The coding region runs from base 1 to 2091 and encodes 696 amino acids. NCBI's taxonomy places the organism in Eukaryota, Oomycota, Peronosporomycetes, Peronosporales, Peronosporaceae.
AUGGCGGCAACUGCUGCAGACGACAGCGUGUUGGACGCUCGAGCUCAGACCAUUGUUGAUGGAUUCACGACGGCGCAGGACAAUACCCUCAACGAGGACUGGGUGCGUCUGUAUGCCCAGCAGUAUGUUGGCUCCUACCUCAACACUAUCUGGGACGAACCCAUGGAGGAGAAGUAUGGCUGGACCGCGUCCGAGUUUCGCGCUGUUAUCAAGCCCAUCCAGGAGAUCUCAAUGGAGGAGAACGGAGGCCACCCGAUCAUCUACGGCCUCGACUCGGUUCACGGCGCCAACUACGUCGACGGAGCUGUCAUUUCCCCCCAGCAGAUCAACAGCGGAGCAAGUUUCAACCCCGACCUCGUCUACGAAACGGGACGGAUCACGGCGCGUGACACCCAAGCGGCUGGAGUCCCGUGGGUCUUUGGCCCCAUUCUGGAGAUCUCCCAGAACCCCCUCUGGUCUCGCACGUACGAGACCUUCGGCGAGGACCCAUACCUGGCGGCCGUGAUGGGAGACGCCAUUGUCCGCGGUCUCCAGAGCUACAACCAAACGGCUGCCUGCAUGAAGCAUUUCAUCGGAUACUCCAAAACCCCAACCGGUCACGACCGCGACAACGUCAUCAUGGCGGACUUCGACCUGCUGAAUUACUUCCUGCCGCCGUUCAAGGCUGCCAUUGAGGCUGGCGCCAUCCCUCGCAUUCUGAAUGACCUGCUCCGCUCGGACCUUGGCUUCGAUGGUCUCCUGGUUUCGGACUGGGCUGAGAUCAACAACCUCAAGGACUGGCACCGCGUCGUAAACAGCUACGAGGAUGCAGUGGCCUUGUCGUUGAAGGAGACAUCUCUUGACAUGAGCAUGGUGCCCAACGACACCAAGUUCAUUGAGUACGCGCAAAACAUGCUCGAGAAGUACCCCGAGAAUGAAGCUCGUCUGCGUCAGUCGGCAAAGCGCAUCAUCAAGACGAAGCUGAAACUGGGACUAUACGAGACCCCGGUGCCUGGCGAGCAGUUUGUCUCCAUGGUUGGCAGCGACGACGACAAGACUGCGGCUCUGAACAUGGCUCGCGAGUCUAUUGUGCUUUUGAAGAACGCCGAGGACGUCUUGCCUCUGCCGAAGGACGCCUCCGUCUUCCUUACGGGCCACUCGGCGAACAACGUUGGUUACCAGUGCGGUGGAUGGAGUAAGGCUUGGCAAGGAUACUCUGGCAACUCCAUGUUCCCGAACGGCGUAAGUGUUCGACAGGGCUUUGAGAACUUGGUCGGCAACAGCUCGUUCACGUACUUCAACGGACUACUAGCGAACGGCUCCAUUUCGGAUGAGGACUCGGCUACAGCUGUGAGCCUCGCAAGCCAGCACGAGUACACGGUUGCAGUCAUCGGCGAGUCCCAGUACACGGAGAAGCCUGGAGACAUUGAUGAUCUGGCGCUGCCUGAGGGACAGGUGAAGUACAUCGAGGCGCUGCGGGCGACCAACACAAAGACGAUCGUUGUUCUGUUUGAGGGCCGUCCGCGCCUGCUUGGAUCGAUCCCCGACCACUCAAUGGCCAUUAUCGACGGUCUCCUGCCGUGCGAGCUCGGCGGUCAGGCGAUGGCUGAGAUCAUUUAUGGCGAGGUGAACCUGAGCGGAAGGCUGCCGAUCACGUACCCGAAGGACCCGGCUAAUAUCGCCAUUCCCUACAACCACCGCGUCACGACGCGCUGUACUUGGGACAACUGCUGGCAGCAAUGGGACUUUGGCUCGGGUCUCAGCUACACGCAGUUUAGCUACUCAGCCGUAACUCUAGACACGACGCUGCUCACCAGCGCGGCUGAAACGGAGACCCUCAUGCUGUUCCUGAUCCAGCCGUACCGCCUAAUCUCGGUGCCGGAGGUGAAGCAGCUGAAGAAGUUCAAGAAGAUCGAGCUUCAGGCCGGAGAGUCCAUGGACAUCGGCAAGGGGUUGAAGCGAGUGUUCGAGGACAGCGACUACGUAGUGGCCAUCAAGCCCGAGACGUGGUGCAACGUGUACAACAACAUCACCCACCCCUUGUGCGCCGAGCUCAGCGUCGACACAAGCAGCGGUGCGGGCACGGUCAACGUCGGCAGUGGACUCCCUUAA